Messenger RNA from Cynara cardunculus var. scolymus (artichoke), 809 nucleotides. Its product is annotated as 60S ribosomal protein L18a-2. Gene Ontology annotation, molecular function: structural constituent of ribosome. The record is from RefSeq and is a predicted model, not a curated record. Lineage: Eukaryota; Viridiplantae; Streptophyta; Magnoliopsida; Asterales; Asteraceae. Bases 106 to 639 code for a protein of 177 amino acids. The transcript has 4 exons. Gene Ontology annotation, cellular component: cytosolic large ribosomal subunit; ribosome. Gene Ontology annotation, biological process: translation.
GGCCUCAUAGUCGAGCAAACCAUAAACCCUAAAAGCACUUGCCUGCGCCUGCCAUUCUGCGACCCCAUCUUUGUUUGAGUUUGAUCGACAGGGCUGCAUUGGAAGAUGAGUUACAAGUUUCAUCAGUUUCAGGUUGUAGGCAGAGCCUUGCCUACGGAGACAGAUGAGCAUCCGAAGAUCUACCGUAUGAAGCUCUGGGCUACCAAUGAAGUCCGUGCUAAGAGCAAGUUCUGGUACUUUCUGAGGAAACUUAAGAAAGUGAAGAAGAGCAACGGUCAGAUGCUAGCUAUCAACGAGAUUUUUGAGAAAAAUCCAACAACAAUUAAGAACUAUGGCAUUUGGCUGAGAUACCAAUCCCGGACUGGGUACCAUAACAUGUACAAGGAGUACAGGGACACCACCCUUAAUGGUGCUGUUGAGCAAAUGUACACUGAGAUGGCUUCCCGCCACAGGGUCCGCCAUCAUUGCAUCCAGGUCAUCAAGACCGCCACCAUCCCCGCCAAGCUCUGCAAGAGGGAAUCCACCAAGCAAUUCCAUAACUCCAAGAUCAAGUUCCCAUUGGUGUUCAAGAAGGUCAGACCUCCAACUAGGAAGCUGAAGACCACAUACAAGGCUUCAAGGCCCAAUUUGUUUGUCUGAGUUAUUGGUUUUGCUGUCUGUUUAAGUAAGCCAGGUUCUAGUUUGAAUUUUUGUUAAACUAUUUGUUAUUUUCUGAUCUUUCGGAUAAUUUGUUGGUCUUAAAGAUUUUGGGUAUUAUAGAAUGGCUGGCCAUCUUGCUUUGAAGUUCUUUAGCACCGUUUGACCCUCUA